AUGGCUGAGAGUGCGUUAAAGAGCGCAUGGCCCGGUGCUUCGCAGGAAGACUUUACAGCUUUUCAUUUCCGUCUGGGCAGAGCGACUAUCCACGGCAAGAUGUCGUUCUCCAAGGAGACAGGACAACGUCAUCCUACGUUCAUCGCUCCAUGUGACCGACCAGCUUACGACAAAUCUGUCACGCUGGAGGAGUACAUGUACUAUGCCAAGACGACUCGCCAAGAGGAAAAGGACACACCACUCAGCCCAGCACAAUCUGGCUCAUUUCUCAGCCAAAUCUUCCACCGAAAGGCCGUCGAUAGUGCAGCGACUCCCAGCGGGACAGAGUCUCCGAAUGGCGAUCACGAGAAAACCAUCUCCCAAACUCCAGCAUCGGAUGGUCGAGCUCGCAUCUCUCCUGACGAAUGGAGGGACGCGAGUCGCCUCAUGCGGACGGCUAGCUGGGGAGCUGGCUUCUACUUGAUCACUACGGACAUCCUCGGUCCUUAUGGUGUCGGGUUCGCGAUCGGGACACUCGGAUGGGGCCCAGGCAUAGCGCUGUACACGGUCUUUGGGUUCUUAGCCGGCUACUGUGGCUAUCUCCUUUGGAAGCUCUACAUGGGUCUUGACAGCUACGAGUUCCCGCUUCGCAACUACGGAGACAUUGCUUUUCGUGUCUUUGGCGCUCCUGCACGACAUGCCGUCAAUAUCCUCCAGUCGAUCCAGCUGUGCUUGAUCUGUGGCCAGGUGAUCAUCCAGAACGGACAGGGAAUCUCGCAAGCGUCCAAGUUCAGACUCUGCUACGUCGUCUGCAUUCUAAUCUUCGUCAUCGCCGGUUUCCUGGUUGGCCAGGUCCGAACACUGCGCAACUACGGUGUCGCCUCGGCCGUAGCCGUUGGACUGAACCUGAUGGUCAUCUUCGUCUCAAUGGGUGUGAUGGCACACUCGCAGCCAAACUUCGCCAUCUCCGUCCUGGGUAGUGCUGGGGCAGCAAAUGGUGAUGGCUCAAUCACUCCCGACGCAGCGGGCGUCUUCGCGUACGGCGGCGCACAGAUCUUCAUUGAGAUCAUGGCCGAGAUGCGUCGGCCGUGGGACUUCAUCAAGGCGAUGUGGUCGGCUCAGUUCUUCAUCUGGAGCGUGUAUCUGAUCUACGGUUGCUACACAUACUAUUGGCAAGGACAGUACGCCUUCCAGGUCUCCUACCUUGGCCUCUCCGUCUAUGGCUGGUCCGUAGCCUGCAAUAUGAUGGCUGUGAUCAGUGGCCUCGUCGCUGCUGGGCUAUACAGUAAUAUUGGGAUUAAGGUCUUGUACAACAAUAUCCUCAUGGACUUGUUCAAGGCGCCCCCUCUGACUACGCGCAAGGGUAAAGUGCUCUUCGGGAUUAUUGUCCCAUUGUACUGGAUCACAGCCUUCAUCAUCGCUGCCGCUAUCCCGGACUACUUCGGCUUUGUGUCAGUCAUCGCCUCGUUCUGCAUCGUGCAGUUCAGCUAUAGCUUCCCGCCGAUCCUGCACUUGGGAUACAUGAUGCAAAGGAGUGCGGUGCGAACAGCGCUGAACGAGGGGUUUGAUCCUGUCUCGGGCGAGACGAAUCGACAAGAUCGUGGGCUUAAGCGAUGGCUUCGUGGGUUCCAUGCUGAAAGGUGGUAUAUCAACGUCUGGCACACCAUCCUGGCUGGUGGCGCGCUAUCCGUGGCCGGCUUGGGAAGCUACGCGGCUAUUCAAGGUAUGAUUGAUGCUUUUGAGAAUCCUCAAAUCACGGCUUUCACAUGUACGAGUCCGCUGAACCUCAAUCCGUAG
Molecule: messenger RNA, 1776 nt
Organism: Cyphellophora attinorum
Lineage: Eukaryota; Fungi; Ascomycota; Eurotiomycetes; Chaetothyriales; Cyphellophoraceae
Exons: 4
Coding region: 1-1776 (591 amino acids)
Biological process (GO): amino acid transmembrane transport
Cellular component (GO): vacuolar membrane
Molecular function (GO): amino acid transmembrane transporter activity
Source: RefSeq, a predicted model, not a curated record